Molecule: messenger RNA, 1183 nt
Organism: Pistacia vera
Lineage: Eukaryota; Viridiplantae; Streptophyta; Magnoliopsida; Sapindales; Anacardiaceae
Product: probable UDP-3-O-acylglucosamine N-acyltransferase 2, mitochondrial
Exons: 10
Coding region: 123-938 (271 amino acids)
Biological process (GO): lipid A biosynthetic process
Source: RefSeq, a predicted model, not a curated record
AGAAAAUUUCGCUAAUAUUCAACUGUAACAACAGUUGUGCUACUUUUUAUUACCUCCAUCGUUCUUACUGGUAGAGUCUCUUUCGACAUUUCCUUAAAAUAGCUUUGUUAAUUUAAGUAGUCAUGGUUGUUUACCUUAGAAGAUUUGCCGUUUUCUACUCCAAGAAUAAACGUAAGCAAGACUAUGGUAGUAUUUGUAAAUUUUCGGCUAAAUCUGGGGUAGAAAGUCAUCUAGAUUUUAAAAAAUGGCACAACGGAGGUGGGACCUUCCACCACUCAGCUUCCAUCGAUUCAACGGCGCUGAUUGAAAUUGGAGCAAUGGUUCAUCCAGAUGCUGUGCUGGGUGCCAACGUUCGUAUUGGAUCAGGAGCUGUUGUUGGACCUGCAGUUACUAUCGGUCAAUCCACGAAUAUAGGAUAUAAUGUUGCUCUCAGUAAUUGCAUUAUAGGUGAUUCAUGUUUAAUUCACAAUGGGGUGUGCAUUGGUCAAGAUGGGUUUGGAUUUUUUGUUGACGAGAAUGGCAACAUGUUGAAGAAGCCUCAAAUGCUGAAUGCUAGGAUAGGAAACCAUGUGGAGAUCGGUGCAAAUACGUGCAUUGACAGGGGCAGUUGGAGAGAUACAGUGAUAGGGGAUUAUUCAAAGAUAGAUAAUUUAGUUCAGAUUGGUCAUAAUGUAAUUAUUGGGAAGAGUUGCAUGCUUUGUGGACAAACUGGGAUUGCAGGUUCAGUAACGAUUGGAGACUUUGUAACUUUGGGGGGAAGAGUAGCUGUUCGUGAUCACGUCUCUAUUGCAACAAAGGUUCGGCUUGCUGCUAAUAGCUGUGUCACCAAGGACAUCACACAGCCUGGUGAUUAUGGUGGCUUCCCUGCUGUUCCUAUUCAUGAAUGGAGAAGACAAAUUGCUUAUCAGUAUCGAAUUUCAAAGAAGGGGAUUGCGUAGGGUUUUUAGAAAUGAUUUGUAUCUUCGAAUUAUGUUGCUACAAAACCACCCUUGUAAUAUAUGGAAUCGUGCCACGAUGGGCAAAAAGACCGUGCAAGAUUACUUGCCGAUUAGUAGCCUAUUUAACAUAUUUUGACAUACUUGGCUCGUAAUAUUUAAUACAGUGGGUCUGAUCUUUCUAUAAUUAAUAUAAUUUAACUCGUACUACUUGAGGGUAGUGCUUCUCUGCCCUAUAAUGUGAUUAC